Molecule: messenger RNA, 2125 nt
Organism: Vigna unguiculata (cowpea)
Lineage: Eukaryota; Viridiplantae; Streptophyta; Magnoliopsida; Fabales; Fabaceae
Product: Glycosyl hydrolase family 47 protein
Biological process (GO): carbohydrate metabolic process; endoplasmic reticulum mannose trimming; mannose trimming involved in glycoprotein ERAD pathway
Cellular component (GO): membrane
Molecular function (GO): mannosyl-oligosaccharide 1,2-alpha-mannosidase activity; calcium ion binding
Source: RefSeq, a predicted model, not a curated record
AGAAAAACAAAAAAUGAAACAUUGAUCAGAUCUUACCCGGUUCUCUCUCGUUCACUGCGACAACAUACCACAAUCCGCCACUCUUCUUUCCCUUUGGUUUCAAACCAAAGUCCUCAAAAUCCCAUGUUUCAUCCUCGUCAUUGCACAACAUGUCUUCUUCUUCUCUUCCUCCUCGUACUUUCGGACUUUUCCAUGUCCCAAUCACAAUCUCCUUGGGCGGCCAAGAAAAAACGCAUGAAAGAGAAAGUUCGCAAUAUGUUUUACCACGCGUAUGACAACUAUAUGACACAUGCAUUUCCGCAUGACGAGCUUAAACCUAUCUCUAAAACUUUCACCAAUUCCCUGAGUGAGCUGGGAAAUUUGAAGCUUGAACACUUGCCUCAAGACUAUAAUGGCUCUGCGCUUACACUUAUUGAAUCGCUGUCUAGCCUUGUUAUUAUGGGAAAUAGCACUGAAUUUGAGAGGGCAGUGCUUUGGCUUUCAGAAAAUCUGACAUUUGAUGUUGAUGCACGCAUAAAUCUUUUUGAGUGCAACAUAAGAGUUCUUGGAGGACUUGUCUCUGCUCAUUUACUUGCAUCUGAUUCUUCAAAGAAGUUGUUACAAGGGGCUUACAACAAUCAGCUGCUAGUUCUGGCUGAAGAUUUAGGGAAACGCUUUCUACCGGCAUUUAAUACACCUACUGGAUUGCCAUAUGCAUGGAUUAACUUAAAGUAUGGAGUAAUGGAGAAUGAGACUACAGAAACAAGCACUUCAGGGUGUGGUUCCCUGAUUCUUGAAAUGGGUGCUUUAUCAAAAGUGACUGGUGACCCCAUAUACGAAUCAGUAGCUUUACGUGCUCUUCGCAAGCUAUGGAGUAUGCAGAGCUCAUUAAAACUAUUUGGAACCACAUUGGACGUGGCAACUGGGCAAUGGAUCGAAUAUUCAUCAGGAAUUGGAGCUGGGGUUGAUUCCUUCUACGAGUAUCUACUCAAAGCCCAUAUCCUUUUUGGGAAGGAGGACUUUUGGAAGAUGUUUCACUCUGCUUAUGUUGCCGUGCAGAAGUAUUUCAGACACGGUUCUUGGUACCAUGAAGCUGAUAUGAGGACUGGAAGAGCAACUUAUUGGCAGCUUACAAGCCUUCAAGCAUUUUGGCCUGGCCUACAGGUUCUUAUUGGGGAUGUUAUGGCUGCUAAUUCCUCUCACCGUGAGUUCUUCCACGUGUGGAAGAGAUACGGAGUGCUACCAGAGAGGUAUUUGCUGGACCACCAGAUGAUUCAUCCUACGGAAAAAUAUUAUCCCUUACGUCCUGAAUUGGCUGAGUCAACAUUCUACUUAUAUCAAGCUACUAAAGAUCCAUGGUAUAUUGAAGUCGGUGAAUCAAUAGUGAAUUCCCUUAAUUUAUACACCAAAGUUAAGGGUGGUUUUGCAAGCAUUAAGGAUGUGACAACUAUGCAGUUGGAAGAUCAUCAGCAUAGUUUUUUUCUUGCUGAAACGUGCAAAUAUUUAUAUCUUCUGUUUGACGAUUCGUUUGUACAUGAGAAUAAUUACGUAUUUACAACAGAAGGUCAUCCUCUUCCGGUACUCAGCAAUUGGCAUGAAGAGCUUCCAGAAGCUUAUGUUCCAACUAAUUGGACUUUUGUGAAGAGGCAACCAAGAGUGAGUCGAAUCAGCGCAAUGUCUCUGCAAGUGUGUCCUGCUUUGAAUUUGAAGUCAGGUCAACAUAUUGAGAGUGCUUGCCACAUCCCCGAUGCUCGUAGUGACUUUAGGUGUUUGACAGAUGAAGAUUGUGGAGUUGAUGCCACUACAUGCAGAAGAAGAUCAUGCAGCAUGGCUGGUUUUUGUGGGUUAUGGCUCUUCAUAUGAUGCCAUGUUUACAGGAAUUCUUUUAGGAUCAGAAACCAUAAGUGAAAAUUUCAUUAUACAAAAAAUAAAUGCAAUGGUGUGGCAUCUUUGUCAACCAUUAAUGUUAGAGGAUUAGAGUAAAUUGGUAGGUAAACGUUUGACCAGUUUUGUUUAGAAAGGGUAUUAGCUUUUAUUCUGAGGCAUGGUUUCACAGAAGUAAAGAUGGGAGAAACAUGAUUUCAUUGUAUUUUGCCAUUACACAUGCCUUAAUUUGAUGCAGUGAAAAUUUGUAUUUACUUCCUUA